UCCGCUCGGUCCGCUCGGCGCCCCGGGGCCCAGCGGUCCCGCCCGCCCCGCGCUCGGAGUGGCGCCGGCAUCGCUCGGCAGAGUCCGCCGGCGGGGGGCCGCGCGCAGGGCGCAGAGCUCGGAAGGACGACGGAAGCCGCGCCGCGGACUCCAGCGCGUCCUGCGCGGGCCAUGCCGUCCCCCACGCUGCUGCUGGUCCUGGGCGCCGCAGCCCUGCAGCUGGGGAGCGGCGGGAAGAGCUUCCACAGGGUGGAGAAGGCGCUGAGCUGGUACGACGCCCGGCGCUACUGCCGGCUGCGCUACACGGACCUGGCCGACCUGCAGGUGGGCAACCUGGCGCAGCUCUACUCCCUCAUGGCCGGCGCAGACGUGUGGAUCGGCCUCUUCUUUGACGCCAGCAUCUCCGGCCUGCGAUGGUCCAGCGGCUCCGCCUUCACCUCCCUGACCUGGAGCCAGAGUCUGCCCGAUUUUGGGGUGGGCUUCUGCGCCACCGUGUACACGUCGCUGAAUAUUGUCCCCCGGCUGGGGGCCUCCUCCUGCACAGAGCAGAAGCCCUUCGUCUGCUACUACGACCCUGCCGUGGGGCACCUCAUCUCCACGGAGCCCUCUCCGACCACCUCCCCAAAGCCAGCUGUGGUCCAGAUCGGCGGACGGACCUUCACGCGAUUUGACCAGGUGAUGACGUGGUCCUUGGCCCUGCUGUACUGCCGCAGCCACCAGACAGACCUGGCCGACCUGCAGACGGUGACUAGCGAGGCAGGCAAGGAGGCCCUGAAGUCCAUCACGAGGGAGACUGACGCCUGGAUCGGCCUCUACUUCAAUGCGAACUCGGGGGCUCCGAGCUGGUCCAGUGACCUGGGUGCCAGCAUCCCGUCCUGGCUGGGGGCGCUGCCCAGGCUCGGGACGGGGCUGUGCGCGGGGCUCCGCAGCUACGCGAACCGCUCCCCGCGAGUCUAUUCGGCCAACUGCUCCUCGCUGCAGCCCUUCAUCUGCUUCCACGCCGUGACCGGUGCGGGGAGCGGCCCCGACAUGGAAGAUGCGGCUGGUGCCACUGAGGCCCGACCUUCGAGCUCAGAGGCCCACAGGAAAACAUCGGCCCCAAAGUCAGGGCACCCUUUCGGAAUUCUGAAAGCAGAUUUCACCAUCCCGACUCUGAUGGACCCGGAAGAGAUGAAAGACCAGUUUUUGAGACAGAUCAAAGAAGCCUUAAAGCUUGCACUAGGUCAACUAGGUCACCAGCAAUUCAGACUGAAGUGGGUCGGCUUCGAAGUGAACAAAAAGUAGCCCAAGUCUACUGAUUUGCAGUUUCCUUCUCAUGUAGUCGGGAUUUUGAGUGAAUUUUAGUUUUUUAAUUCCUAGUAGAACAGGAUUAGAAAUAACUUGAGAUAUGCCAAGAGGCAUCAACGUACAACUAACAUAAAAGAAAACUCUGGCAAACAUGCAUCCUGGAUUUUAUAGAAUAAAACGGAUAUGCAGGAGAAAACGGGGGUAUUUGGGAACCACAACCUUGAAAAUGACAAAUUUGGAAUUUAAAAUAAAAAAUCUGAACCAAACAACAAAAAUCCUGAAAACAAACCCCAUUAAUCUAAUUGGAGAAUGAAGAGAGGAUAGUAGUGGUCCAGGAAGCUACACUUCCAGACAAACCAGAGGAAACUUUCUUUACCAGUCACAAGCUAUUAAAGAGAUUUAAAUUCUCCGGGAGGAGGAGCACGUUAGUUGUGUCAGCACAACAUGACAUACAUUAACGCUGGUUAUUCGUCCUGCAUUUGAGUCCUUUUUACCUCGAAGUUGGGAAAUUCUAAGACACAUUGUUCUUAAAAUAUAUCUUCAGAAUAAUGAUUUUGCAUACGUUUCUUUCUCGUUUUUCUCCAAGUGUCCUAAGCACCCAGAUGCAAGCUAGAAGACAGUGCUAUGUCAAAUACAGUAGGAACUUUAGUCUGAAAUGUUUAAAGUUAAAGUUUAUUUAUAUUCUUUGUAGGAAUAUCAAUAAAAGACCUCAAAUGUAUCUAUAUCUGUACAUGUACAAGAACCGUCAAAAA
Messenger RNA from Propithecus coquereli (Coquerel's sifaka), 2039 nucleotides. RefSeq names its product long intergenic non-protein coding RNA 83 (gene CLEC20A). The record is from RefSeq and is a predicted model, not a curated record. The transcript is spliced from 7 exons. The coding region runs from base 172 to 1284 and encodes 370 amino acids. Lineage: Eukaryota; Metazoa; Chordata; Mammalia; Primates; Indriidae.